Olea europaea var. sylvestris is the source of this 486-nucleotide messenger RNA. RefSeq lists its product as uncharacterized. NCBI's taxonomy places the organism in Eukaryota, Viridiplantae, Streptophyta, Magnoliopsida, Lamiales, Oleaceae. Bases 1 to 486 code for a protein of 161 amino acids. The record is from RefSeq and is a predicted model, not a curated record. The transcript has 2 exons.
AUGACCAUGUCAUUAAAGCUUGAUAAAGAUGAUCAAGGCACUUCCGUGGACAUCACAAAAUACCGAGGUAUGAUCGAAUCUCUUCUUUAUUUAAUAGCUAGUAGGCCUGAUAUUAUGUUUAGUGUUUGCUUAUGUGCUCGUUUUCAAUCUAAUCCUAAAGAAUCUCACUUAAGUGCCGUUAAAAGAAUUUUUUGUUAUCUAAGUGGAGCUAGAACUUUAGGACUUUGGUAUCCAAAAGGCACUCACAUUGAUUUAAUUAAUUACUUGGAUGCCGAUUGGGCUGGAUGUAAUGUUGAUCGUAAAAGCACUAGCGAAAAUUAUCACUUUCUAGGCUUUACACUUGUAUCUUGGUCUAGUAAGAAACAAAAUUCCGUUGCAUUAUCAACCGCGGAGGGGGAAUAUAUCUCGGCGGAGUUAUUAAUGAAAAUUCAAUAUAAAAAAAAGGCAUCCGGAAGCGUCAUAUCCAGACCAGACGGUUCGGACUGA